AUGGAUUGGCACGCGCGGGCGUCCAGCGGCGACACCCGCAGUGCGCUCUUGCAGCCGCACCAGGUGCUGCUCUCGCCCGACGACGCAGCGCUUCGUGCCAUUCACCCGCUGGAUCUCCUGCGCGUGCGCUUUGCCGCGUCGCACUCGGUGCUCGUCCUCGAGAGUGUGAUCGGCCGUCGCCCCCCUGCGGAUUCUUCGAGCAGUGCCAGUGCUGUACUGCGUCGGGGACGCGUCCAGCUGCACCUGUGGGUCUUUCACGUCGCUGGACAGCUGGAGGACGCACACGUGACGCUAGAGCGAGUCCGAGUGGACGCAGACGUGGACGCAGGUGCUUCGUGGCGACUGUCGCUGCGUCUCCAGACCCGAUGCCCGCCCCGUGCAGUCUCAGUAACCGACAGCUUUGGACUGGACGAUGAUUGUGGCGGAUCUUGCAGUAUACUUUUGCUGGCCAAGAGCGUUUGUCAGCGACAGAUUGAUCUGGACAGAGCCACGCGUCGUCAGCUGCUGGCUGCCCGAGUCCUUCGAGCUCCUCAGGCAGGACAACUUGUCUUGGUGAAGCUCAUGGGGGACACGUACGUCUUUCGGAUCGACGCGAUCGAGAAGAAUCGAGACGAUGAUGGAAAGCUGCACUUGGUUGUGAAAUGGGGACGGAGUGCGACACACGUUCCUUCGUCGACAGACGAAGUGACGGCUGGCGAUCAGGCUACAGCUGAAGUGACGGAGAAGGUCGCGGCACUUUGUAUGCAGCAAGAGCAUUCAGCUACAGCGGCAGCUCCAUCUUACGAGAGUGCGCUCAGCAGUCGGCUCUGGCAGACUGGCUUUGCAGGGUGCACUGCGUUUGUGCAAGACGUGCUGUUUCAUCUUGCUCUCGUGCUGAAAUACGAGGAGAAGAGACUUGACGCUGACGUGGCGAUGGACCAUAUCGGCUCCCACGGGUUGCUGGUUUCGGGUGUACAUGGUGUGGGAAAAUCGCUCGCGCUAGUGGCUCUGCAGCGAGAGCUUGUUCACGCGAAGAUUGCUGCUUGGCGGACCGACGGUAUGUCGUUGCUCAUGGCGGCUGAAAGCUCAGCGUGUCCAACAGCGUAUGAAUACUUGGUCCACGAGCUAAAGCAGCGCUUCCCUGGUUUGCGAUCACUCGCUGGCGUCGAGAUUGGACGCGGGUCGUCGUCAUGCAUCGGCGUGGUGCUAAUCGAUGACUUGGACGUGCUCUUUCAGUCAGUGGAUGGUCAGCUCGCUGAUGGUUCCGAGACGCCGUUGCCGUCACUCGGUAGCGCGUUGCUCCGAUUGAUGGACGAGCUCAGUCUGCGUUCUGCACGUUUCGUUGUUGUUGGAGCGACUGCAAGUGCUGAUGUUAAUAUACCAGCGGCUGGUAAGCGAGCUGGACGCUUUGGCAAAGUCGUGGACUUGGUCGUUCCCACCGAGCAAACCCGCCGUGACAUUUUGCGACGUCAUUUGAUCGGGCUGCCACUACGAAGAGAAGCAGAUGAUGGCGGCGACGAUGAUGCAGGAAGCCUGGCGUCGCGAUUGGCGGUGUUGAGUGGAGGCUAUGUGGCAAAAGAUCUCGUGCGUAUCUGCCGACACGCGACUGCUCAAGCGCACGCUGCAUCGGCGCUUUACGACGAUUCAAAUGCGCCAUUCGUCGGAUGGUCCAAUUUGUUGCGAGCUCAGCAGCACAUCAAACCUUCUCAGCUUCGAGAGCUAAACGUGUCAUCGCCUGGUGCACAAGUGGACGGAAAGCUCAGUUUUGCUGGCUAUGCUGCUGUUCGGCAACAACUACACGACUUCAUCACUCGUAAAUUCCAUCCGACUGCAGCGAUGAACCGUUUGGGUAUUUCCGAGGCGUCCGGAAUAUUGCUGUCAGGUCCAUCAGGUUGCGGUAAGACGCUGCUUGUGCAGACCUUGGCAGCUCAGGCCCAGGUCAACUAUGUAUCCGUGAAGUCCUCAGAGUUGCUGUCCAAGUACUUUGGCGAUAGCGAAAAAGCAGUGCGUCAGCUUUUUGCUCGAGCACGUGCUGCCUCACCUUGUCUCUUGUUCUUCGACGAAUUUGAUGCUAUCGCUCACAAGCGAUCGUUUGGUGAACACGAUGGAGGCAGCAGUGGUGGAGGAGUCUACGCCCGCGUGCUUUCCACAUUCCUCAAUGAGAUGGACGGCGUGGGCUCGCAACGAAUCGCUGUGUCCACUUCGCAUGCGAAGAAGUCGUCUACCGCCAAGGGCUGCAACAUCCUCGUCGUGGCCGCAACGAACCGGAAAGAUGCGCUAGACGCUGCCCUGAUCCGUCCUGGGCGAAUUGACAAGACUGUCGAGUUGGGAUAUCCAACGCAAGAAGAUAUCGAGGACAUUCUCGCUGUCUACACGAAAAGAAUACCGCUCGCUUCCGACGUAGACAUCCACGCACUUGCUGCGCGGUCCAGAGACUCGCGUGCAUUCACGGGUGCUGACAUUGCAGCAAUCUGCAAGGAAGCGGCCUUCCGCGCCCUUCGCGAAGGUGUUGAGGCAUCAGCAGUUUGCGUACGUCAUUUCAAGGCCGCGCCGUGA
This is a messenger RNA of Hyaloperonospora brassicae, 2535 nucleotides long. The record is from the annotation of a GenBank genome assembly. Lineage: Eukaryota; Oomycota; Peronosporomycetes; Peronosporales; Peronosporaceae.